This is a messenger RNA of Apis florea (little honeybee), 724 nucleotides long. It is a transcript of the gene SA1, whose product is annotated as stromal antigen. NCBI's taxonomy places the organism in Eukaryota, Metazoa, Arthropoda, Insecta, Hymenoptera, Apidae. Gene Ontology annotation, biological process: sister chromatid cohesion. Gene Ontology annotation, cellular component: nucleus; chromatin; cohesin complex. Gene Ontology annotation, molecular function: chromatin binding. The record is from RefSeq and is a predicted model, not a curated record.
UUAUUUAUAUUUCCUGACUCGUUUCGUUGAACAUAAUUUACAUAUAUAAUUCUGUGUUUAAUUCAUAAUCCGAUAUUAUGAUCGAACGUUUAUCUAGUAACUGUGCCAAGAAGUUGAAUGAGCGAAAAACUAACGCAAAAUAUAUAUUUUAGUAGAAUAUUGAUUUUUAUGUGUGCAUUCUUUAUUGCAUUUUUUGUAUAUAAUGGCUAAAAUUUUUCUAAUUUCUAGUGAUAAUAAUGCAUUCUAAAGUUUUUGUCCCGCCUAAAUGGUCAUCACGUGCAUGUGUUUACAGCUACUGUUUCUAUUCGUUUGACGGAGUAUGGAUGAAAUCAACAUGGUGUCAUACCCUGAACAUUAUUCAUCUGAAAGCUAUAGCUCUCCAAGUACAUCACAACCACAAUAUCAGGAACAAACAGGUUUUGAAAAUCAAUCCCAAUUUGAACAACCUAUGACACCAGCAACUCCAACUAAUAUGAGGAUUACAAGAAAUACACGAGCUAGAUUACGUGGAGGACCAAUACAACAACCAAAAUAUAAAGAAAUAGAUACAGAUUAUAUUCCAACUAUUAGUAGUAGUAGAGGAAGAGGAAGUAGUGGACGAGGACGUGGAAAACGAACACAUCAUUCACAUAGUUUAGAAGAUGAAGCUAGUCUUUAUUAUGUCAUUAGGAACAAUCGGUCUUCAUUAACUGUAUGUUGAUUGUCAUGUUUGAAUUAUAAAUGU